CACCAUAUUUAGACAAACCCUUCCCACUCACAAUUUGGUUGGUUAUACAUAUUGUGUCUCUCUUUCAGGCAAUAACUAUUAUAGAGCUUCGUACUAAAAUGCCUCCGACGACAAGAAACCUCGUACUGGUCAUAUUCUUCGCACUGUCGUUAUUUUCUGCCUCAUGCGACGGCGGCAGCCUCCUUCACACUCGGACUUCGUGCCACCGCCACCACCGCCACCGCUGCCGCUACAGGAAACACCACAAAGGUGGUCACACACAUAAUAAGCAUUUGAAAGGCAGGAAACAGCCUCAUCAGAAAGUGUUGAGUGUAGAUGAUUUUGGCGCCAAGGGUGAUGGAACCACCGAUGAUUCCGAGGCGUUUAAGAAAGCUUGGAACAAGUUUUGUAACUCACGAGGAUCCAUGCUUGUAAUCCCUAAUAGGAAGACAUAUUUGCUUAGUCCAACACACUUUAGUGGCCCCUGUUAUCCAAACCUUAAACUUAGGAUACACGGAACGAUCAAAGCUUCUGGGAAUAAAAAUGACUACAAAAGUGACAGACAACGUUGGCUCAAGUUCAGUGACUUGAAAAAUUUCAUGGUUGAUGGUGGAGGAGUCAUAGAUGGCAAUGGCCAAAAAUGGUGGAAGGACUCUUGCAAGGUCCAAAAAAGUGAGAUUUGCGAUAGAGGCGAUAUACCAUAUGCAGUCACAUUCCAAAAUGGGACAAAUAUAAGUGUAGAAGACUUAUUAUUCAAAAAUCCGCAGAAAAUGCACCUUGUUUUUCAAGAAUGUCAUAGUGUUAGGGUUUCAAAUAUUGUUAUACAAGCUCCCGAGGACAGUCCCAAUACUGAUGGAAUUCACAUAUCACAUACUACAGACGUCGAGAUUACAAAUUCCGUGAUUGCUACAGGCGAUGAUUGUAUUUCAAUAGUGAACGAAUCAAAUAAUGUUAGAAUAUCACGUAUAGUAUGUGGACCGGGACAUGGAAUUAGUAUAGGAAGCUUAGGGAAAAUGGACAAUUUAGAGGAACACGUUACAAAUAUCAUUGUGGACACAGUGGUGUUCAAAGGAACUACUAAUGGAGUCAGAAUCAAAACUUGGCAGGGAGGAAGGGGAUAUGCAAGGAACAUCUUGUUCGACAACAUUGUAAUGAAGAAUGUAACAAAUCCCAUAAUCAUAGAUCAGUUCUACUGCGAUAAUCCUAGAGACAAUUAUGGCAACAUUCUGCCUUGUCCCGAGCAGGUCGGAGCGGUGGGAGUGAGCAAUGUGAUAUAUAGAAACAUUAGAGGAACAAGUGCAAGGGAGUUGGCCAUAAGGUUUGAGUGCAGCAAAACGGUUCCAUGUAAAGGGAUUUUGCUGGAAAAUGUGAACUUAAUAGGUGAAGAAGAUAAAGGAGUUGUUAAAGCACAAUGUUAUAAUGUUAAGUAUGCAAUUAAAGGGCAUGUUUUCCCUAGUUGUGGUUAAAUAAGACUUCACAAUAUUUUAAUUCUUUGCACAUAACACACAUUUAUACAUGUACUUCAAAUUAUGCCUGGUAUAUGUAAUUGAUUAUAGAUUAUUUCCCAUAAA
Messenger RNA from Ipomoea nil (Japanese morning glory), 1550 nucleotides. Its product is annotated as polygalacturonase QRT2-like. NCBI's taxonomy places the organism in Eukaryota, Viridiplantae, Streptophyta, Magnoliopsida, Solanales, Convolvulaceae. The transcript is spliced from 9 exons. The record is from RefSeq and is a predicted model, not a curated record. Gene Ontology annotation, molecular function: polygalacturonase activity. Gene Ontology annotation, biological process: fruit dehiscence; anther dehiscence; pectin catabolic process. Bases 99 to 1445 code for a protein of 448 amino acids.